UGGGUCUUUUUUAAUGAAACUCUUGGUUGCAGGUAGGAAGGAUGAGCUCCUAUGCUGACAUCUGUGGCUCCAAGCAAGCGCAGGGCAGCACUGAGGGAGGUCACCAGCGCUAUGGGGUUCGGUCCUACCUGCAUCAGUUCUACGAGGACUGCACAGCCUCGAUUUGGGAGUACGAGGAUGAUUUUCAGAUCCAGAGAUCGCCUAGCAGAUGGAGCGCCACGUCCUGGAAGGUGGGACUCAUCCUCGGAACGAUUUUUAUGCUGAUAGGCUUGACCGUGCUUGUCGUUGGUUUUCUCGUGCCGCCAAAAAUCGAAGCUCUCGGGGAGGAUGAUUUUGUCGUGGUUGAUAACCGUGCCGUUCAGUUUAAUGGGUCCCUUGAUGUGUGCAAGCUGGCGGGUGCCAUCCUGUUCUGUGUUGGAGGGACCACCAUGGCAAUGUGUUUGCUGCUGUCUGCUUUUGCUAAAAGUUACUCCAAAGAAGAAAAGUACCUCCAGCAAAGAUUUAAAGAAAGAAUAGCUGAUAUAAAAGCCCAUGCCAACCCAGUCACAAAAGCGCCAGCACCUGGAGAAUCAAAGAUACCUGUCACUUUGUCCAAAGUUCAAAACGUCCAACCUUUAUCUGAAACCUGACCCUUCUCCUUUAGGUUUGUUUCUCACUUGUACAUCACUUUAUCGGAAAAUAUCAGCUGUUGUUGGCAUCCAUGCUAGUAAUUACAUCAAGUGCACUGCUAUACGAGCAUACAGCUGACUGAGAACCUGCUCCAA
Tinamus guttatus (white-throated tinamou) is the source of this 764-nucleotide messenger RNA. It is a transcript of the gene NRSN1, whose product is annotated as neurensin 1. Lineage: Eukaryota; Metazoa; Chordata; Aves; Tinamiformes; Tinamidae. Gene Ontology annotation, biological process: nervous system development. The record is from RefSeq and is a predicted model, not a curated record. Gene Ontology annotation, cellular component: neuronal cell body; neuron projection; transport vesicle.